Messenger RNA from Mytilus trossulus (common blue mussel), 3612 nucleotides. Its product is annotated as kelch-like protein 2. The transcript is spliced from 7 exons. The record is from RefSeq and is a predicted model, not a curated record. Gene Ontology annotation, molecular function: protein binding. NCBI's taxonomy places the organism in Eukaryota, Metazoa, Mollusca, Bivalvia, Mytilida, Mytilidae. The coding region runs from base 240 to 1934 and encodes 564 amino acids.
AUUUUACAAAGAAAGAUAACUCCUUUUUGACCGGAAGUGUAAGAAAAUUGACAACAAACUCAGACAAACUCUCUAAAGAUAUUUUUUAUAAACAUUGCAAUUGAAAUACUGGACUUUGAUGUUAGGGAUGUAAAUGUAAAAAGAAACCAGGAUGUAGAAUAGAGCUGAGAUGUCCAGUAUCUCCAAAAGACACACAAAAAAAUGAACCAACCAUAUAGGAACCAGUCCAAUAUACAAACAUGAUAGAGUCAAGAACUUUCACAGUGCCAUCCCAAGCACAAAGUGCUUUUACAGUAAUGCAUGAACUUCGUGAGCGUCACAUGUUGUGUGAUGUCACAAUCACUGUGGAAGGUCAGGACUUUGAUGCUCAUAAAAUCGUACUUUGUGGAUGUAGUCCAUAUUUACGUGCCAUGUUUACAAAUGGAAUGUUGGAAACUGAAAAAGAGCGAGUGGAUAUCCAAGGACUGGACCCCUGUUCUAUGGGGCAGUUAAUAGAGUUUAUGUAUACUAGUAUGAUAGAAAUAACAGUAGAUAAUGUACAAGGGAUACUGCAAGGUGCUAGUAUGCUGGGUCUUCAUCAGUUGAGAAAGAUGUCUGCUACGUUUCUACAGUCUCAGUUAACAGCCUUAAACUGCCUUGGAAUCUACUUUUUAGCUGACCUGUAUAUGUGUGGAGAACUGGAGAUGGCAGCUCGUCAGUUCAUAUUUCAAAACUUUCUAGAUGUCAUUCAUUCGGAGGAAUUUUUACAACUGUCAGAAGAUAGACUUAUUACUUUGUUACGCAGUGAUAAACUUCAAGUCACUAGUGAAAACCAGGUGCUAGAAGCUGCAUUAAGUUGGAUCAACGCAGAACCCGAAAUCAGAACUAGAAAUGCUUGUCAUAUCUUACAAUAUGUAAAAUUAGCGUUGAUAGAUAUGACACAUUUAGAAAAUAUUGUUCUAAAAUUAGAUUUUGUAAAAAAUUGUUUAAAAUGUCAACAAUUGAUAGGUAAUGCGAUUGCAUUGCAUUAUGAUCAGUCAGCUUUAGACUUAAUGACACCUCGUGCUCAGCCUCCGUGUGUAUAUGUGGUCGGUGGGAGAAAUAGUACAGACUGCCAGUUAAAAAGCAUGGAGAGAUAUGAUUUCUUAAUUGACCAGUGGCAUUCUGUGCCCAACAUGAACAUUGCCAGGACUGCUGUAGGAGUUUGUAGCUUGGAUGGACUGUUAUAUGCUGUUGGGGGUGAAUGUGCGUUAGCUGAUUCACAGGAAAACACAUUGUAUCUCCGUUCUGUAGAAUGUUUUGACCCUGUAUUACGACAGUGGAUAGCCAAACCUGAAAUGAAAAUAGCAAGAUCAUUUGUAGCUUUGGCUGCAGUGGGAAGAUUUUUAUAUGCAAUAGGUGGUGAGGACAGAGCAUGCAGUUAUAACAUUGUGGAGAAAUAUGACACAAAAAAUGAAACUUGGUCAUUUGCUCCGAGUAUGAAGAGGAAAAGAUCUGGUGCUGGGUACUGUGUAUGUGAUGGUAAAAUAUAUGUAGCAGGAGGGUUUGACAGAGCAUUACAUAUGGACCGUGCUAGUGUUGAAUGCUACGAUUCUUUGUCAGAGGAAUGGACAUUUGUAUCUGAGAUGGAGAAAGCCAGAUCUGGACUUGCUUUAGUAGCCAUUGAACAUUUUAUUUAUGCAUUUGGUGGACGAUACAAGGAUAGGGAUCAGUAUUUUGACCUGUCAGAAAGGUUCAAUACACUGACUAAUCAAUGGACAACAAUAAAAUCUCUGAAUACACCUAGAGCUUGGCCGGGUGCUGCUGUGUUUGAUGGACGUAUUUAUAUCCUCGGUGGAUUUGAUGGAACGAAUCGGCUCCGCAGUGCUGAAGUCUAUGACACCGAAGUAGAUAGAUGGGUGUUCUUAAGUAACAUGAUUGUGAGUCGAGCUGGCUGUGGUGCAGCAGUUGUAUGACCGUGACCCUGACCUUGAACUGUGAAAAGGUCAUAGAUUAAUGAUUUAAUGCUUUGAAUGAUUGUCAAAACAUUUGCAACUUUGUCUUUCAUAUUUUAUUGGAUUUGUGUAUUAUAGUUUUUGUUUUGUUUUUUGUUUUAAGUUUACCUGGUCUAAUGGCCAAUUUGAACAAUUACCAUCACUUGGCUUCUGGGAUUAUCCGUUAACAUUUAACUAAAAUGUUCUCUUGUACAAUUGUGCCCUUUGAAACCAACCUUGAUUUCAUUCAUUUUCAAUGCAUGAAUAGUACUAUUUGUUUGAAAAUAAGGUCUUAUACAUGUUCGGUUUUUGUACUGAAAGCUCAGCAAAUUAAAUUGUGGAUUCAUUAUCAUUUGGGGAUAUCAGUCUUUAUCAUGGAAUGAAGAGAAAUUGGAUUAUUGUUGAUAUUUGAUUUCGUUUUGCCAAAGUCUGCAUACAAUCCUUUAGGAAUUAGUAUUUUGUUGAGCAUUUAAAUUUGUGGUUCACUUUUACCAAUGAAAUCCACAAAAAUUGGUAUCCCAUAAAUAAUGAAGAAUCUGCAAUAUACAUGCUGAGCUUGCAGUACAUGGCUGUUAUUUAUAAAAAAAACAUAAGGUUUAAACACUAAAAUUAAUGAUUUUUUUUGAAAGUGUGAAGUUUCUUGAUGAAAUAUAAGUAUAAGUAGACUGCUUUGAUUGCCAGUGAAAGUACUAUCCACAUGUGGAUGGUCGUAUUGCCUUCCAGUUUCAGAAUUGAGCAAUACAGACUUUUCGGAAGCCUUUGGUCAUUACUAUUAGGGCAUUUAAGUAGCCCUAACAAGGUUAUUUUAUGUAAAUAAUCUACACUGUGUUUAAAAAUACCUUUGAAUGUUUAUAAUCUGAAUACAGAUCAAUUAAAUUGCAUAGCGCUUUGUGGUAUUGUGGUCAAAGGGAUAUCAAUCAAUUUCAGACUUAAUUUGUCUAAAUAUUAUAGAAAUCAUGUUUCCAAUAAGGUGAAUUCUGAAUAAACAUUUGUUUAAAACAAAUAAACAUUUUAUUUACCCUGUUUGUUGCUAACCAUGCUAACAGUAACCUGAUAAAUAUGUGAUGGUGGUAAUUAAAAAAUUGUAGGCUAUGACACAAACUGGUUAAAAGGGGUGUUUUAUUUUUUCCCUGCCCUUCUACAGAGGUGAAUCAUAAACUUUCUAUUUUUUAAAGCAUGUAAAGAGAUAAAGAACUUUCAAUGGUAUUUUUUAACUCAGUGUAAUAUAUAAAACUAGAUGUGCUAGUCUUUGUAAGAUUAUUUAGAGCUUCAUAAACUCUCCAAUUUUGUAAAGCAUGUAAAGAGAAAAAACAUUUCAGUGGUAUUUGUAAACUCAGUGUAAACUGUGUAAUAUAAUAUUAAACCAGAUAUGCUAGUCUUUGUAAGAUUAUUUAGUGCUGAAGAUGAAAACGACAUCCUAUGUUAUAACGUAUUAUAAAUGUACCAUGUUACAAUCCUCCUAUGGAGUUUUUGUUACGUUUAAAAGUCGAACAGAAGUAGUAUGUAAUCAAUGCGUUUUCCUUUUUCUUGAAGACUUCAUGUGGCUUUCCUGUCGCGCAAGUAAUGCAGCAUAUCAAUGAUUACUAAAUAUUUGUUGAAUAAAUUUGAUACAGUAAAUGAAAUAAGGUAAACCAACUUAUUUUAGUGAGCAAUUUCUUUA